CUUAAAAUUAUUUAAGUAUCCUUACGACGGGAGAGGCUAAGUGGUUAAUUGCGGUGGUUUUCUGUUUAUCUACUUCACCCACCUCUCCUUCCCUCUUCUUUACUUCCCUCUCCUUCCUUCCCUGCUGCAAGUAAGAGACUCUGCUUCCUUCUCACCAAUUAAAUGCUCAUCUGUCUCUGCCGAACCUAACUUUUGUGUUGUUUACUCCUGGAUACCACUCCUUCUUCCAUCCAAAUCAAUGUCCAGAUCCAUCCACCCAAACCAAACUAAACCAAACCCCCAAAUUUUGCUGUUUUUCACUAUAUUUAUCUCCUUCAACCAAUACCCAUUUCUUCAGAUCGUUACGUUCUGACUAAAAUUCGAAGAAGUAAACUCUCCCUGCAUUCAUGGGAUCCUGUUUAAUCCAUACCCUUACGGGUCAGCCUUACUGGGUUCUGGUUUUGUUCACAGUGGGUUCUUUGUCGUUGUUGAAGUUCUCUCUUGCUUUCCUGAUAUGGGUCUGGGUCAAUUUGCUCAGACCCGCCAAGGAUCUGAAGAAAUACGGGUCGUGGGCACUGGUAACCGGGCCUACUGAUGGUAUCGGCAAGGCUUUUGCUUUUCAGUUGGCGAGGAAAGGGCUUAAUCUUGUCUUGGUGGGUCGUAACCGGGAGAAGCUCAAAGAUGUUUCUGAUUCGAUCCUGGCUAAGUAUGGGAAGGUUCAGAUCAAGACUGUGGUUGUUGACUUCAGUGGGGAUCUUGAUGAGGGUGUGAAGAGGAUAAAGGAAGCCAUUGAGGGGUUGGAUGUUGGUGUUUUGAUUAAUAAUGUUGGGGUUUCGUAUCCGUAUGCAAGGUUUUUCCAUGAGGUGGAUGAGGAGCUGCUGAAGAACCUGAUUAAGGUGAAUGUGGAGGGUACUAGCAAGGUUACUCAGGCUGUUUUGCCUGGAAUGUUGAAGAGGAAGAAGGGUGCAAUUGUGAAUAUCGGCUCUGGUGCUGCAAUUGUUAUUCCCUCUGAUCCUCUUUAUGCUGUUUAUGCUGCCACCAAAGCGUAUAUUGAUCAAUUCUCAAGAUGCCUCUAUGUUGAAUACAAGAAAAGUGGGAUUGACGUUCAGUGUCAGGUUCCAUUAUAUGUAGCAACCAAGAUGGCAUCAAUCAGGCGAUCCUCCUUCUUUGUUCCGUCAAGUGAUUGCUAUGCCAAGGCAGCUAUGCGCUGGAUAGGUUAUGAACCUCGUUGCACCCCCUACUGGCCCCAUUCUCUUCUCUGGGCGUUGGCAUCCUUAUUACCAGAGAGUGCAAUUGAUGCUUGGCGCCUGCCCUUCUGUCUUAAAAUCCGAAAGAGAGGACUACUUAAAGACUCCAGGAAGACGGAAUAGAGGGUGCUAGGUCCAGUUUGUUCAUGCUAUCUGUUAGUGGAGGUUGGCUUGAAUGAGCUCCAUGCUUAUUUCAACUUCAGAAUUGUACUAGACUAGUUUCCAUUUAUCUCCCCAUAAUUUUACUGUUAAAUUUCAUUUUUCUUUUGAUAUUUUCUCUGAUAAUGUUAUUGGUGUUUUAUUUUUCUCCUAGUCUUGGCAUCCAAACUCAGUGUCGGGAUAAGGAAGAAAGAACUACCUGGAGUAAUAAAUGUUUUUGUUUAUG
Messenger RNA from Rubroshorea leprosula, 1611 nucleotides. Lineage: Eukaryota; Viridiplantae; Streptophyta; Magnoliopsida; Malvales; Dipterocarpaceae. The record is from the annotation of a GenBank genome assembly.